This is a messenger RNA of Limanda limanda (common dab), 2038 nucleotides long. It is a transcript of the gene coro1cb, whose product is annotated as coronin, actin binding protein, 1Cb. The record is from RefSeq and is a predicted model, not a curated record. Bases 1 to 1428 code for a protein of 475 amino acids. The transcript has 10 exons. Gene Ontology annotation, molecular function: actin filament binding. NCBI's taxonomy places the organism in Eukaryota, Metazoa, Chordata, Actinopteri, Pleuronectiformes, Pleuronectidae. Gene Ontology annotation, biological process: actin filament organization; cell migration.
AUGUUGCGGCGAGUUGUGCGACAGAGCAAGUUCCGUCAUGUCUUCGGUCAGGCCCAGAGGAACGACCAGUGCUAUGAUGAUAUCCGCGUCUCCAGGGUCACAUGGGACAGCUCCUUCUGCGCCGUCAACCCCAAGUUUGUGGCCAUCAUCAUCGAUGCCAGCGGGGGAGGAGCAUUCCUUGUACUUCCUCUACAAAAGACCGGCCGCAUAGACAAGGUCUACCCGGCAGUAUGUGGUCACACGGGCCCGGUGUUGGACAUCGACUGGUGCCCUCAUAAUGACCUUGUCAUUGCGAGCGGCUCCGAGGAUUGCACAGUCAUGGUUUGGCAGAUCCCUGAGAACGGGCUGGAGAAUCCCCUCUCAGAGCCCGUGGUGGUGUUAGAGGGCCACUCCAAGAGGGUGGGCAUCGUGUCCUGGCAUCCCACCGCUCGCAACGUUCUCCUCAGCGCAGGGUGUGACAACCUGAUCAUCAUCUGGAAUGUGGGCACGGGACAGGCCAUGAUCAACCUGGAGGACAUGCACCCUGAUGUCAUCUUUAGUGUCAGCUGGAACCGCAACGGCAGCCUGCUCUGCACUGCCUGCAAGGACAAGAAGGUCCGCGUCAUCGACCCCCGCAAGAAAAAGAUUGUGACCGAGAAGGACAAAGCCCAUGAGGGAGCUCGACCAAUGAGAGCCAUCUUUUUAGCAGACGGAAAGCUUCUGACCACCGGAUUCAGCCGCAUGAGCGAGCGCCAGCUAGCCCUGUGGAAAAGUGACAACAUGGAUGAGCCGAUAAACGUUCAAGAGAUGGACACCAGUAACGGAGUCCUGCUGCCCUUCUACGACCCCGACACCAGUGUCGUCUACCUGUGUGGAAAGGGCGACAGCAGCAUCCGGUACUUUGAGAUCACAGACGAGGCGCCGUUUGUUCACUUCCUCAGCACCUUCUCCACCAAGGAGCCUCAGAGGGGCAUGGGCUACAUGCCCAAAAGAGGCCUGGAUGUCAACAAAUGUGAAAUCGCAAGGUUUUACAAAUUACAUGAGAGAAAAUGUGAACCUAUCAUCAUGACAGUCCCACGAAAGUCGGAUCUUUUCCAGGACGACCUGUAUCCAGACACGGCCGGCCCCGACCCCGCCCUGGAGGCAGAGGGCUGGUUUGCCGGCAAGAAUGGAGGCCCCAUCCUCAUCUCGCUCAAAGAUGGCUACGUCUCCACGAAGGCCCGGGACCUGAAAGUGGUGAAGUCAAACGCCCUGGAGACCAAGGCAGCGCCGAAAGUAGAGAACACCCCGACUGUCCAGAAGCACGUCGCUGCUCCGCCCUCAGCACAGAAGAUGGAAGACAAACUGGAAGAGGUACUCCGAGAGUUCAAGUCACUCAGGGACCGUGUCAUCCUCCAAGACCGUCGGAUCGCCAGACUGGAAGACCAGGUCGCCAAGGUCUCCAUGUGAGACGUUGUUUCAGAGAGGAAUCGAAUGGACGGAGUCAGCCACGGCCAAAUUCUCCCGAUUCGGCUUCAUUCAGCUCGACACCGCCCGCCCCUGCGACCGGUCCGAGCCUACAUUCCAAGAUGAACUUUUUAUUUUUCUCAUCAAGCCUCCGGUUUUACACGUUGCCCCAACACACACUGAGAAACGGAAAGAACUCUUGCAGCUCAUUUUGAAGAAAGGACAUUUUUUUUGUUGAAGGAAAAGUCUUAACUUCUUUUUUUUUUUUUUUUUGUUUCCAAAUUGUGGUAAAACAUUCUUAUGUGAAGUUUGUACUUACUACUCAGAAACUGUAUGUAGCAUCAGUAUUUCCAUUGUUCUUUUUCUUGUGUUGCCAAAUAUGAAUGGUGUGCGGUUUCAUGCACUGCUUUUACAUUUGUUUUCUAUCCUGUUGUACAUUCCGGUCACAACCUGGUAGAAUGACGUAGUCGAGCUGGAUUUUUUUUAAACGAUAGCCGUUGAACUUUUUUCCUCCCACCAGUUUGUUCAUUGAUAAACCAUCAGAUUUAUGAAUGUGGAAGAAUUCCUACGAAAAAACGUUUGCUUCCUGUUCUUCUGGGGAUUGAAAUUCAAC